This is a messenger RNA of Kwoniella botswanensis, 726 nucleotides long. RefSeq lists its product as uncharacterized. The record is from RefSeq and is a predicted model, not a curated record. The transcript has a single exon. The coding region runs from base 1 to 726 and encodes 241 amino acids. Lineage: Eukaryota; Fungi; Basidiomycota; Tremellomycetes; Tremellales; Cryptococcaceae.
AUGAGAGUCUCUCCGUACAUGCUGAUACUCCUUCUCAUCUCUAACGAAUCCACGACCCAUGUCACCCAUAUUAUCAGUUGCGUUAAUGACCCGAGAAGUGGCGAGGAAGUCAAUCGCAAGGUAGAGUUCAAUAUCGUUUCUGCUUCUCCCGAUCUGUCAACGGCAGAAUCGAUGCACGUCGUCGUUCCUUCUCAACUACAAAUCCACCAUCGACCUGGGUCUGAGAUUGUCACGUUGAAAGUCGACCGAGAUAUACGAUCAGAGGCGGAAGUGAAUAUACGUCCUCAGAUUGAAUGUGAAUUUACACCCACACCGAUGAUCAUGGAGGAAGAUCAAAGCCGAGGUAAAUUACGACUUGAUGGCGAACAGUGGAUUCCUUUGCAGCUCUACAGACCCUCUCUGGCAAGUAAAGCCCUGAAUGGGUUGAAUCAAGAUAGCAAGAAUCUUCUCUCCAGUAUUCUCAAUGACAACGCACGAAAUCUGACACUUAGUGCUAUUUCAGAAGACACAGAUGAUAGAAGAGUCAUCUGGAACUUUGAUCCUAAUGAUAUUGGUUCCCUUAGACCACCUGAACCUAAGGUAUCCCUUUGGUAUCAAGGGCUAAGACCUGAAGAUGAAGAUAUGGAGGAGAUCUCCGUGUCAACGGCUAGACAUUUGUUUGCUUACUAUAGGGCUCAAGGUGGUAAAGCUUUGGGAGACGACAAUAAUACGAGUCGGGAAACAUAG